Molecule: messenger RNA, 2192 nt
Organism: Wasmannia auropunctata (little fire ant)
Lineage: Eukaryota; Metazoa; Arthropoda; Insecta; Hymenoptera; Formicidae
Product: esterase FE4-like
Exons: 8
Coding region: 414-2084 (556 amino acids)
Source: RefSeq, a predicted model, not a curated record
UACCGCGUCGCUUGAUGUAUAUCUAGUGUAGGUAUACAUUGAGAAAAUUUUUGCAAAUCGCGGAAUUUAUCUGCAAUUCUCAAGAAGUAAUCGCAUUCAAUCCUAUUUUAUCUUGGUUCAAAAUCCUGUACGAGUGAUAUUUAUAUAACUGGCAAAACCGUGAGUGACCUCACGUACGUCUUGCAGUCUGUUGUGGGAAUUAAAUAUUCUUCGUAUGAUAAAGUCAAGUUUCUCUGUAGAAAGACAAACGCGAUUCAUAUGUGUGCCUUCUUCUUCGCGGUACAGUAUAGGUCUUGUAAUGUCCUUGAAAUGUUUUUAGUGCUCAACGUUAGUAAUUAAUCAGUUUCACGUGUGUGAGUUUCCUGAGCGCAUUAAACUCGCCAGUCCGAGCUGUCUUCCUCUACAGAAACAUUAUGAAAAGCUUAUUUGUUAUCCUCUUGAGCGUCAUUGUCGUACUCGCCGAUGAUGAUCUCGCCGGCGAACAGCAUGAGGUCGUCGCACCGAUUGGAAGAAUUCGCGGUUCCACCACGACCUCCAGACUUGGCAAGAAAAUCUAUUCCUUCCGCGGUGUCAGAUAUGCCGAACCGCCAACCGGACCGCAACGUUUUCAAGUCGCAAUUCCAGCGGCGGAUUGGACCGAUGUUUUCGAUGCGACUAAAGAAGGACCCGCCUGUCCAGCGAUAUUUGAACAGAAUAUAAUGGAGGAUUGUCUCCGUGUAAAUGUCUACACGACGAAAUUACCGUCAAAGAACGAUCCUGUGAAAAGACCCGUACUGGUAUUCUUCCAUCCUGGUGGUUUUUACUUACACUCGGGUCAAAGUUGCAACUUCGGACCUCAGUACCUACUGGACAAAGAUAUUGUUCUCGUCACAGUCAAUUACCGUCUCGCGUCUCUAGGCUUUCUGAGCACCGGUGAUUCGAUGGCACCGGGUAAUUUGGGCCUGAAGGAUCAAGUCGUGGCGCUUCGAUGGGUCCAGAGAAAUAUAGCCGCUUUCGGCGGCGAUCCCGACAGCGUCACUAUAUCCGGCGACAGCGCCGGUGGAUUGAGCGUGUUAUUGCACAUGGUCUCGCCGAUGUCCAAGGGAUUGUUCCAUCGAGCGAUCAUGAUGAGCGGCUCGGCAAUGAUAGAACCGUUUCCAACCGAACAGUUACACUUGGCAAAAAAACAAGCCGAGUUGUUAGACUGCCCGAUCGACACCACUGGAUCUAUGCUGAUCUGCUUGAACUCCAAGCCAGUGGAGAACUUCACAGAUACCAUAUCCAAGUUCUUUGAGUGGUACGAUGAUCCAAUCUUAAUAUGGACACCCGUAGUGGAACCUGAGAUUCCUGGCGUGGAAAGAUUCUUGCCCGAACAGCCUAUUGAUCUUAUUAGAAAAGGAAAGUUUCAUAUGGUUCCGCUAAUCGCAGGAGUUACUAAAAAUGAGAUCAAUGGUGUGGUCGUCUCUGCUAAUGAGCAACACAAACUCGGGAAUGAUUCGAUGUUGAAUGACUUGAAUAAUGACUGGUACAGACUCGCACCGAUUAAUUUUAUGUACGAGCGGGAUACACCUCGAUCCAAACACAUAAGUACCGAACUACGCCGAUUUUACUUUGGCGACAAGCCAAUCGGUCCAGAAACUUAUGACGGUCUCGAAAAUAUCUACAGCGAUAGCGUAAUUAUAUAUCCGGUGCAUCGUUCUGUAAGAUUAAUCGCAGAAAAUUCCGACCAACCCGUCUACUUUUACAUGUUUUCUUACCAAGGACGAUACAGUUUUGGCAUGUGGAACACAACCACACCAUACGGAGUGGCGCAUCAAGACGAUUUGCAAUAUCUGUUCUUUAUGAAAUCCAUGAAAUUCCCAUUUUUCGAAAAUAAUGCUCCGGAAAUUCCUAUGGUGGAUCUUAUAACAAGCAUGUGUUCAAACUUCGUUCAAACCGGUCAGCCGCUAUCCUCAGCUUUGGAAACAAAGAACAUUACGUGGGAACCGUAUCUAUCAGAAAGAGACAACUAUCUAGAAAUCACCGAGAAACCAACAAUGAAAACAGGACUUUAUCCUGAUAGAAUGCAAAAAUGGGACAGUUUGUUUCCCUUGAAUUCGAAAUAGAAAUCGAUUCAAUGUCUAAAAUCGAUUUUGUAACAUGUAAUAAAUAUGCUAAUCUAAUUUUGUUAAUUAAAAAUAAAAAAAAUGCAUUAAUUCUAUUACUCGAUAAAU